AUGCACUCCCAUUUGUGUUUAUGUGGGACGGGCGCAGGAAUUGUACGUCACACGCUAUUACCCAUAAGGACCGUUUUCGCUUCAACUACACCAGACAAUAUGGCAGGAAUAGGAGCUUUCAUGAAAAAUGCUUGGAAUAAGGAGCCUGUUAUUUUGGUUUCUUGUGGAAUCGGGCUGCUUGGAUUCGUUCUUCCAUUUAUCAGCCCUUAUACAAAAUAUUCAGCAAUGCUGAAUGCAGCUAUGCCAUACAACUACCCAGUUCCUGUGCGAGAUGAUGGAAACAUGCCAGAUGUUCCUGUCCAUCCAUGUGAUCCAAAAGGAAACAACUUGGAAUGGCUUAAAAAGCUAUAACCUGCCUGUAUUACUCCUCUUGUUCAUGUCUGUCUGCAUAGUUGCCCCAGCUGUCAUUGUCUCACAGUAAAGAUUCUAUUUAAUUCUA
Molecule: messenger RNA, 439 nt
Organism: Melanotaenia boesemani (Boeseman's rainbowfish)
Lineage: Eukaryota; Metazoa; Chordata; Actinopteri; Atheriniformes; Melanotaeniidae
Gene: ndufa3
Product: NADH:ubiquinone oxidoreductase subunit A3
Exons: 5
Coding region: 1-351 (116 amino acids)
Cellular component (GO): mitochondrial inner membrane
Source: RefSeq, a predicted model, not a curated record